This is a messenger RNA of Gadus morhua (Atlantic cod), 2243 nucleotides long. Its product is annotated as cAMP-responsive element modulator. The record is from RefSeq and is a predicted model, not a curated record. NCBI's taxonomy places the organism in Eukaryota, Metazoa, Chordata, Actinopteri, Gadiformes, Gadidae. Gene Ontology annotation, biological process: regulation of transcription by RNA polymerase II. Gene Ontology annotation, cellular component: ATF4-CREB1 transcription factor complex; nucleus. The transcript is spliced from 6 exons. Bases 262 to 975 code for a protein of 237 amino acids. Gene Ontology annotation, molecular function: DNA-binding transcription factor activity, RNA polymerase II-specific; RNA polymerase II cis-regulatory region sequence-specific DNA binding.
CUUUUCAAACUUUACGGUAGCAAACUAGUUAUUGACAGAUUAAUAAAUGACACGGUAUUUGGCAUUAGACUGAAAUAUACAUGGCCAGGAGAGGGAGCCGCAACUACAGUUUUCAUGAUCUAUUUUGUAAGCAGAGGUUAGAAGUUAAAAACGUAUAAUUUUGCCAAUCUAGUACUACUACCCAGUGAACCCUAGUUAACGUCAGGUGAAUAACGACAGUAGGCUGUUAUUCGCCAAGAGACGAAAGUUGUUCUUCAGGACAUGGAGAAGGCUGAAGUGAAGCAGAUCCGCACUUCCCAUGAAUGCCUACAGAGAGAGCAUCUUCCAAAGCGACCCUACAGGAGGAAUCAAACCCAGUGUACACCAUCGUCAACUCUACCACCUCCACCCCAAACACUUUUUCCUGAAUUGUUGAAAGUAAAAACAGAAGUGGCCGCUCACCCUGGAAAGCCAAACGAUGCCCCAGUAGUGCUGCCUACUAAACAUACUCAAUACACAUCGACUUCAGGAGCUUCCAUCAAGGGCCAUCCAUUGGCCGUGAACAUGACCAGUUAUCCCCCUCUGAGCAAACCCAGCCCUGCAGGACUAAAGCCUCCACCCAAUAGGCCUGUUAUUCUUCACAGUGGGAAGACUGGAGAUGGUUAUCAGCAAUUCUAUCUGCAGACAAACAGUACAAUAUAUCCAGCUGCCACAGGGGACAUGUCAGCCUACCAGCUGCACACCCCGGCCUCCAGCCUGCCCCAGGGGGUGGGGAUGGCCCACCUCCACGGACCCCAGAAACCCCCUGAGGUGAUCACCCAAAAGAGGGAGCUCCGCCUCAUGAAGAACAGGGAAGCUGCUCGGGAAUGUCGCCGUAAGAAGAAAGAGUAUGUGAAAUGCCUCGAGAACCGUGUGGCCGUGCUUGAGAACCAAAACAAGACUCUGAUCGAGGAGCUAAGGGCCCUCAAAGACAUCUACCGACACAAAGCCGAGUGAUGCGUGGGAUGACUAAGAGGGGACCGGGGAAUGCGUACGGAUUACCGGCAGUGUGGGUUGCGUCUUUGGGAAUCUACCUUUGUUUUGGACACCGACACAAAAGCACACACACACACGCUCUUACAGGUGCACACAUAAAAAUGGACACACACAAAAACACAUUUAUUACGUUUAGUUCAUAGAUUACCCAAUCACGUCCCAUGGGUCGUUCGUGUCCAGCAGCGAAGCAGGUGGAUUUGUUUUCUCUUCAGGUAGGCGCUUAUUAUGGCCAGUGAGUGUCAACAGGCGCUUGUGUCCCCCGUUGCUUAGGGAGGCAGCCAAAGCCUGCAGGCAGAGGAAGAAGAGCUACAUGAGCUGCCUGGAGGCUUCAGUUGCCAGGCUGGAGGAAGAGAACAAGAAGCUGAGGGCCAGGCUGCAAUGUUUCCAGAACACCUACAGCCUACAGUGAGAAAGGUCUGAUGGCGGACAUCCCCACAGCCCCCUAAAAAAGAUUUCACAGAUAUUUUUUUCCAAUUGCUCUCAUGAUCAAGCCACAGUUUGGCCACAUUCAUUCCUCUGUGAUCCCUUCAUAGAUAGGCUUCAAGGGAAAAAGAAAGCCAUUACUUCAAUGGGAUUUCUGUUUUAUUGUGCAGUUUGUUCUUGGCCAAUGCAAUGCAUGAUUUCAAUUUGAUCAGGGAACAUUAGGCAAUCAGAAGCAAAUAUCAUAAUGGAAUCAGAGCCUUUAGGCCCCCCCACUAAGCUAGAUGCACCACGCAUUACCAAACAGCCUGGCAUUCAAGCCACCGCUACACUUCACGUUUUGAAUUAUUAUUGAUGAGAAUAUUUGCUAUUGGUCCUUUGCUAUAGAUAUCUGUUGAACAAAUUGGCUAGUAGCACACAUUGUUUACAUGAAAAGUGCCAUCGUUAUUGAAUGUAUAUGGUUUCAAAAAGCACAGAUUAUUAACAUUGAUGAUUCAUGUUUGUUAUGCUAUUACUAAAUGCUUCUGCAAUUUUUUAUGCACUUACUGUAAAGUUGUGUUUGUGACUUUAUUAAUUUGAUUUGACUUAAGUUAAACUAAUAGGAAUGUAUUGUUCAGCCAUAUUGUUCCGAUUUAGAUCAGUUAUUAUUAAUAUUCUUAAUAACCUAACUUUUCUAUCGAUUUGUAAAAACUAUGCUACAUUGUUCAUUUUAUUGUUUAAAAAAAAUGCAUAGUAUUUUUGGUUCUGUACAGUGCUUGUUUUUAGUGAAAGGCUUUCAUAUAUUUGUAAUAAAUGUUUUCAAGUGUCCA